This is a messenger RNA of Colletotrichum spaethianum, 1206 nucleotides long. Its product is annotated as D-serine dehydratase. The coding region runs from base 1 to 1206 and encodes 401 amino acids. Gene Ontology annotation, biological process: D-serine catabolic process. NCBI's taxonomy places the organism in Eukaryota, Fungi, Ascomycota, Sordariomycetes, Glomerellales, Glomerellaceae. Gene Ontology annotation, molecular function: D-serine ammonia-lyase activity. The record is from RefSeq and is a predicted model, not a curated record. The transcript has 4 exons.
AUGGACUACUCGUUGCAGAAUCAUCGCUCCUUUAUCGGCUCCAAGGCGUCAGACCUGCCAUCGCCCUCACUCAUUUUGAGCUUGCCGGUCAUCAAGAAGAAUGUUGAGAGACUGCAUCAAGAUGUGGAAAAGGCUGGAGUCACUCUUAGGCCCCAUGUGAAGACACUGAAGAGCCUUGAAGUGACCCGUCUGAUGCUUGGCAAUGGCAAGUUCAAGAAGACCGUGGCUUCUACACUGUCGGAAAUUCGUGGUUUAUUACCCCUGGCUGAAGAGGGUAUUCUCGAUGAGGUUCUCUAUGGACUCCCUCCUGCGUCAGGAGCCAUUCCAUUUUUGAGCGACCUGCGAAAAUCUGUAAAAAUUCUUCUGAUGAUUGACCAUGAGAAGCAGAUUUCUCUCCUUGAGGAAUUCGCAAAGAAAAGCCCCGAGACCUCUCCAGCGGCUUGGGAUAUAUACAUCAAACUUGAUGUGGGUUCAAAGCGGGCGGGCCUGCCCCUCGGGAGUGAGCGUCUCCAGAAGCUCAUCGAACGCGUCAACGAGUCGUCAGCCGUCUCCUUGUACGGUUUCUACUGCCAUGCCGGCCACUCCUACGGUUGCCGCACUCAAGAAGAGGCAGAGAGUGUUCUUGCAGUGGAGAUUAAUGGUGUUCUGAGUGCUGCAAAGUUAAUUGUUGGAGAGCAGAAGCUCACCCUAUCCGUAGGGGCCACCCCCACAGCGCAUGUUGUUGGCAGCCUUAGAACGGCAAUUCCUGAAAACGUGACACUGGAGCUUCACGCCGGAAAUUUUCCUACAAACGACCUCCAGCAAGUUGCAACGGGGCUCGUUGGCUCUGAAGACCAAGCCAUUCGCGUCCUCGCCGAGGUCUGUAGUGUGUACCCUGAAAGAAACGAGGCCCUCAUCAACGCCGGAACCAUUGCCUUGUCGAAGGAGAGUGGGCCUUCUCCUGGCUUCGGCAGUGUAGUUGGGAAGCCGGGUUGGGCGGUGGUACGAAUGUCGCAAGAGCACGGUAUCGUGGGCGAGGUCCAGAGCCCGGGAUCGAAGAACACCGAACCUGAGCAGAGAGACGUGGAGGCCAGCUUCCAGGUUGGAGACAAGGUUUUCCUCAAUAUCCAGCAUGCGUGUAUAACCGCAGCAGCGUUCUAUGUGUAUUAUGUCGUGGACGAGAAUGACGUUGUUAGAGACACCUGGGUGCCGUGGAAGGGCUGGUAA